UUUCAAUGCAAACAAAUCGGCAAAACCAAGUCAGACGAUCGUGGUCUCUGAAGCGCUUGCCGGAGGUUCGGCUAAAGGAACAUUUGAGAGCCACAGAAAUAUUAGAAGACCAUGUGGUUUUAUGUGGUGGCCUUGCUGGGGUUCUAUUUCCUGUUCCGUUGGUACCGUGAAAAAGAGAUUUUGCCAAACCUGACAGAGAAAUAUGUCUUCAUAACUGGUUGUGACUCUGGAUUUGGCAAUCUCCUGGCUCGACAGUUGGAUGCGAAAGGUCUUCGGGUCUUGGCAGGUUGUUUGACCCAGCAGGCUGCAGAGAAGCUGAAAGAAGCCACGUCAGAACGGUUGCAGACCACCCUCAUAGAUGUCAACAGCACAGAAAGUUUGGACAAAGCAACGGAAUGGGUGAAAAGCCAAGUGGGAGACAAAGGACUUUGGGGAUUGGUAAACAAUGCCGGUGUUUCUGUCCCGACAGCCCCAAAUGAGUGGCUAACCAAGGAGGAUUUCAAGAAAAUCAUAGAUAUCAAUCUACUUGGUGUGAUUGAUGUGACCAUACAUAUGAUACCAUUGUUGAGAAAAGCCAAGGGACGUAUUGUCAACAUUGCAAGCAUAAUGGGCCGAUUAAGUUUGUUUGGUGGAGGCUACUGUCCUUCAAAAUAUGGGGUGGAAUCUUUCUCUGAUAGUCUCAGGAUUGAACUCUUCCCCUUUGGAGUGAAAGUCUGCAUAAUAGAGCCAGGUUACUUCAAAACUGCAGUCACCAAUGAUAAAAUCUUGCACGAGAAUUUCAGGAGCAUCUGGGAGCGCCUUCCAAAAGAAACCAAGGAAGUGUAUGGAGAGAGUUAUUUUAACAAACUGAUCGAAGGAACGACUAAGUUGCAAGACAAGUGCAGUGCUAAACUUCAUCUGGUUACCAACUGCAUGGAACAUGCAUUGACUGCUGUGCAUCCUCGCUUCCGCUACUCAGCUGGUUGGGAUGCAAAACUCUUUUACCUCCCUGCAAGCUACAUGCCAACGAGGCUAACAGAUCUAUUAUUUUUGUGGUCUUAUCCUCAACCAGAACAGAGAGCUUAGGGUGGAGAGAUUUCAAGAGGAAAGUUUGACACUGAUGGAUUGGGUUUGAAAAUCUAUUGUUUUUUGAAUCUUUCAUUCUUGGGUGGGUUUUUAUAUGCUCCUCUUUUUAUUAUACAAUGCUUGUUUCCAGAAUAUAUCCUAAAUUAUCUUUUAUCAGGUCAGGGCAGUUUUCUUGUUACUUAGUUAUAUGUAGGUAUGUAUAUUCCCACCAUUCACCUAUCUGUUGUAGAAGUGAUGCUCAUCUAGGUUUUGACUCUAAAGUAUUAUCAGGGCAAAAGCAUGCAAAGUUUUCCUAAAUCAAAUAGGACCAUUGAUCUGUCCAACUUAGUAGGUUACCUUGGAUCUUUGAAGUCCUGAUAACUGGGGGCAGGAAGCUUGUACCUCCAAAUGUCUGUUCACUAAGCUAUGGUUGGGAACUGCCAUAGCUGUAGACAAAUAGGGUAUAGAUCCCAUUGUUCAGGAUGGCUUCAGACUGGAGAGGAUUCCAGGCAGAUGAUUCCAUUAGUCUGUAAGCAGUUGGUCCUCCUGACUGCAUUCUGUUAAGUGGAGAACUACUCCACAAGGAAAACUUGCUCUGAGAAUAUUUCAGGCACACUUGGGAAAUUCUUACACUUUUGCACAUUUUUUACUCACUUGGUUUUGUACUACAGGGUUAUUCCCAGACAAUCCAUCAUAAUUUGGUCUGCCGGAGCCCUUGUGAAGGCCAACUUUACUAUUUGUUGCUUAGCCUAUUAGCAGCUCUUUCAGAGUUACUUUUUAAUGCUGAUCACUGUAAGUCCUAACCAAAUUAAUCUUGUUUGAGCGAUUUCAUAAUCUGCCUUUUGUCUAUACUGUUUAAAUCACAAUAUUAACAAUUUAUGUUUUAGCUUCAUGUUUUAAAUUAUCAUUUUUUUAAAAAAAAAAUUG
Molecule: messenger RNA, 1971 nt
Organism: Protobothrops mucrosquamatus (brown spotted pit viper)
Lineage: Eukaryota; Metazoa; Chordata; Lepidosauria; Squamata; Viperidae
Product: retinol dehydrogenase 16
Exons: 5
Coding region: 112-1065 (317 amino acids)
Source: RefSeq, a predicted model, not a curated record